UCUGAGUUUAUUGGCCGCUGGCUCUCCUUCCAGGGCAUGUGUGCUGCUCUGCUCGGCUGUUAGCUUUUGGAGAUGGCCGCAGACAAGCAGAACGAGGCUAAAGUAGCCGCAUUUGACGAAAAUAAAGAAAACUCACCAGAUGGAGGACUCGGACUGGAGAUUUUGCAGAUAAUCAAGGAUUCCCAGCAGCAGCAUGGCCUCAGACAUGGAGAUUAUCAGAGAUACAGGGGAUACUGCUCCCGCAGACUACGUCGUCUACGCAAGACGCUUGGUUUCAAGAUGGGCAACAGACACAAGUUCACUGGAAAGAAAGUCACAGUCGAAAUGCUCUCUGACAAUAGGUACCUACUGCUUGUUUUGAUGGAAGCGGAGCGGGCGUGGAGCUACGCCAUGCAGCUGAAGCAGGAGGCAAAUACGGAGCCUCGCAAGCGCUUUCACCUGCUGGCAAGACUGCGUAAGGCUGCCAAACACGGCGAGAGGCUGGAGAAGCUGUGUGAGAGCCCCUGUGUGGAUGCCAAGACCAAACUGGAGGCACAGGCCUACACUGCUUACCUGACUGGCAUGGUGGAGUUUGAGCUGCAGGAAUGGAAGCCUGCUAUGGAGGCCUUCAACAAGUGCAAGACUAUCUAUGAGAAGCUGGCCAGUGCUUUCACUGAGGAGCUGGCCGUGCUGUAUCACCAGCGUGUGGAGGAGAUCUCACCCAACAUCCGCUACUGUGCUUACAACAUCGGUGACCAGAAUGCCAUCAAUGACCUGAUGCAAAUGAGGCUGACUGGAGGAGGCGGAGGAAUGAUGGCUGAGAAACUUGAGGCUCUGAUCACCCAGACGAGAGCCAAGCAGGCAGCCACCAUGAGUGAGGUGGAGUGGCGAGGGCGCACGGUGCCCGUCAAAAUCGACAAGGCCCGCAUCUUUCUUCUCGGUCUGGCAGACAAUGAGGCUGCCAUCGCACAGGCAGCUAACGAGGAGACCAAAGAGCAUCUGUAUGAGACCCUGCUGGCCGAGUGCAGAGACACCAUCCAGGCUGUGAGAGAGGAGCUCAAGACUGAGGCGAAGCAGCGAGAGAGGGGCUCCGAUGCAGACAGUGGCAAGGUGUCCAACCUGCAGUUCCUGCACAGCUACCUGACCUACAUCAAGCUGUGCACGGUGGUUAAGAGAAAUGAGAGCAUGGCCCACACACUGCAGGCCAAAUUGAAGGAACCCCAGACUGAUGAGAACAAGAGGGGCCCCCGCCCACAGGACCUCAUCCGUCUGUACGACAUCAUCCUGCAGAGUCUGGCUGAGCUGUCCACGCUGCAAGGUCUGGAGGAAGACUGCACCUUCCAAAAGGAGGUGGCCCUCAAGACGCUCGUCUACAAGGCCUACAGGUGUUUCUUCAUAGCCCAGUCCUAUGUGCUGGUGAAGAAGUGGAGUGAGGCGCUGGUGUUGUACGAGAGGGUGCUGAAAUAUGCCAAGGAGGUCCAGUCUAAGGCCAAGAGUCUCAACAACAGCCUCAAGGAUCUACCUGAUGUUCAAGAACUCAUCGCGGAGGUCAACGCUGAGAAAUACUCACUUCAGGCUGCUGCCAUUUUGGACACUGAUGAGACAGCUGAAGUUCCCUCCCAGCAGCAGGUGAAAGACAAUACGCUCCUCUGCGACCGCCUGGAGACUUUCCGCCUCGACCCUGCCCUCGUGGGCAAGCAGCCCAAUCUGGUUCAGUUCCCUCCUGACUUCCAGCCAAUCCCCUGCAAGCCCUUGUUCUUUGACCUUGCGCUCAACCAUGUGGCCUUCCCGCCCCUGGAUGACAAGGUGGAGCAGAAGGGCAAGGGCGGCCUGACGGGCUACAUCAAGGGCAUCUUUGGCUUUGGCAGCUAAGUCAGAGGAAGGCCACAAGGCCCUCAGUCCACCACAAACAGCCAGUCUUGGGUCAGUUGUUAAUUCGAUUCACUUCAGUUACUUUUAGCGGUUCCUUUUCACUGCCUACAGUGCAGGAUGGGAGGAGCUGGCAGUUUCAAGGCAGUCUGGUUAGCUCCAAUCUUCCAAGGCAAGAUCAUAAAAAAGUAAUUGAACGGGUUUCAGGUUAGCAGUAUGACCCAAGUCUAACCACCAUCAUUAGUAAUAACAUCAGGCUGCAUGGGUUCCUAACAUACUGGCUCCCUCCUUCAUCCGAGUUAUGGCGAUGUCUCUAUGAUCAUCGGAUUUUACAGGUUUCUAUGCCUUGAUGUUUUUGCUUAAACAGCCAGGUUCUCAGUCUCAUAAUCCUGUUAGGUUAAACUCAGCCAAUAAUAAUUGUUAGUCUUUAUUUCUUUGUCCAAGUUAUCUAAGCGCCUUCAUGUAACUAAGUCUCAAUUUUUGUGUACAUGAGAGAGGGUUUUAAUUUGUAUCAGUGGUUCUUGAAACCUUUGAAAUCCAGGAAACAGAUUUACUAAGUGCAGUCUCAUCUUGGGACCCCUUUUGAUUAAUUAAAAAAUUAGAAUUAAAGCCUGUGACGUACUUUGAGCCCUGACCUGUAGUUUAACAAACCCUGGCUGAUGUCUUUAAAUCAAUCAUCAAUGUUGGAAGGCUAAAAUGUCGAAGUGCAGGGAGAGGAUAAGAGCAAAGCCAUGAUAUCACAUGACCAGCCCAUUACCAACACUCAAGUCUGUGUAUUUUUAAUUUUAGUAUUAUCAUCCUUUUUAUCUUUUAACCUGGGCUGUCCAGUGGUGAUAUUAACACUCAAAGCAGCUGGGGAAUAACAGGCCAGUGUCACAUACUGUGCUGUGACAUUUGGCACAACACUUUAUCAUCAUUUAUCAUAACAGACAACGGUUCAGCUGCUUGAACUUGUGAGCAUCACGAUACACACUCGUGCUGUCCAGUAGUCUUGGUGGAAGGAAGAUCCUCACAUUUGCAACACCCCUCAAACUGUCAUGCUUUUUCACAUGAAAUGUAAAUUAGACCGGACCUACUGGCCGAGGAGCAGAUUGUCUCAGCACUGAAGUGGGGAAAUAAAUGGUCACAGACAAUUUUUUUUUUUUUUUUUAAUUUCGAUGACAUUAACUUAUGUUUCUCUUGAUCAAAAUAAUUUUAGC
This is a messenger RNA of Myripristis murdjan (pinecone soldierfish), 3047 nucleotides long. It is a transcript of the gene srp68, whose product is annotated as signal recognition particle 68. The transcript is spliced from 16 exons. The coding region runs from base 73 to 1851 and encodes 592 amino acids. Gene Ontology annotation, biological process: SRP-dependent cotranslational protein targeting to membrane. Gene Ontology annotation, molecular function: endoplasmic reticulum signal sequence receptor activity; signal recognition particle binding; 7S RNA binding. Lineage: Eukaryota; Metazoa; Chordata; Actinopteri; Holocentriformes; Holocentridae. Gene Ontology annotation, cellular component: signal recognition particle, endoplasmic reticulum targeting. The record is from RefSeq and is a predicted model, not a curated record.